AUGGAUCUUUUCCCUUCACAACCUGACUUGUACUUGAAGAUCAGCAGAAAAGAGAAAGAAGAAAAUCAAGAACUACUCGAAAGGAGAUUAGGGUUUGGAAGUAAAGCCUCAGAUUCAGGCAGAAAGUCUUCUGACCAUCUCAUCCACACACUCCAAUUCACUUCAAACAAUGAAUCUACCAAGAUUGAUCAUAAUCAAGAACACAAGGAAUCUCGCAAUCAAGAUAUGAGACCAAUCUUGAUGACGAGACCAAUAAGAGGAACCCCUCUUUACCAAAAUCAAAUCCUUGACCACUACUACUACUCUCCCACUCCUCCUUUCUUCUUCAGUGAAGUCAACGGUCAACACGCAAACCCUAAUUUUACUUCUAAUCAUCUUCACCACCGUCAUCGGCGUCAAGCUCAGCCGCCGCCGCAAAGAUUCACGGCCAAACGAGGAGUAAGGGCUCCGAGGAUGCGGUGGACGACGACCCUUCAUGCUCAUUUCGUUCAUGCUGUUCAAUUAUUGGGUGGUCAUGAAAGAGCAACUCCAAAAUCAGUACUUGAGCUGAUGGAUGUGCAAGAUCUCACAUUGGCUCAUGUUAAAUCUCAUCUACAGAUGUAUCGGACCAUCAAAUCCACUGAGAAGCCUACAACAUCAUCAGGACAGUCAGACACCUGUGAGAAUGGAUCACAAUCAAAUAGUGAGAGACAAGCCAGAGGGCUAUGGAAUAACUCCUCAAGUGAAGCUAGAUUCCAUUUAAAGGCAAAGGCAUCAGCUCUAGACAUCUCAUCCAAUGAGAAUGUGGAUCAAAGAUGUCCAAGCUACGAACGAUUGUCGUCGGAUUCGUCAAGCCUCACAGGGACAAGACCCGAGACUGAAACUCCCAAUCUGGAUUUCACUCUAGCUACACCAAACCUUCCUUCCUAAUUUACUAUAUUCUAUAUACGAUAAAAAAAAACUGUUUAAAAAAUAUAAAUCUCAAGCUUUAAAUUUAUGCUUGCGUUAUAGGAAAAAUGAAAUGGCGUAUUGUUUUUUCGAUUA
This is a messenger RNA of Eutrema salsugineum, 1023 nucleotides long. RefSeq names its product probable transcription factor KAN3. Gene Ontology annotation, molecular function: transcription cis-regulatory region binding. The transcript is spliced from 6 exons. NCBI's taxonomy places the organism in Eukaryota, Viridiplantae, Streptophyta, Magnoliopsida, Brassicales, Brassicaceae. Bases 1 to 909 code for a protein of 302 amino acids. Gene Ontology annotation, cellular component: nucleus. Gene Ontology annotation, biological process: abaxial cell fate specification; regulation of DNA-templated transcription. The record is from RefSeq and is a predicted model, not a curated record.